UCAGUUUUUCUUCUAAGUUUGCUUAUUGCAUUUCAUUCUAGAGUUUAUUUUUCGCUUUUUAAUUGCAAUUUAAACAAAUUGCAGAAUACUUAUAAAACGCAAAAACAAAAAGCUAAUAUAUACUAAGUAACGUGGCGAAGGAAAUAUGCAAUGCAUUCACCGAUAAACGCUUUCGAGUUGAAUGAGCGUCUGAUGACCGCAGUACAGACGGGCAACUUCCAUGGCGUGCUCGAUUGUCUGAUGGAGGGUGCCCGGGCAACCAUUGUUUCCACAUCGUGUGGGCGUACCGCUGUUGGCACCGCGGCGCUGGUGGGUGAUGCUGAGAUCCUUGAACUGCUGAUACAAUCCUGUGAAGAACCUGAUUUGGAUAUAUUUAACAGAAACCACUCAAAUUCGUUUGAAAUGGAAACAGAGUGCACCCCGGAUGGAAUGGAUAAUCUCGAGUGGGAAGAUGAAUUUAUCGAAAACUGCAACGAUUGUGAGCAGAGUAGUGGAGAACACGUUGCACAGGAUGCUGCAGAGACUUCCCUCUAUUAUUAUUAUGCCAAAACGUUCGAACGUACCGGUGCCAUUAUCACCCGCAUGGAUGAGCCAUAUGCUAUCGCCACGAACUGUGGACACCAGCAGGAUGUACAUCGCGCUGAUGCGCUCUUGAUGACACCGCUACAUUAUGCCGCCGCUUGUGGACACGUGGAGUGUGUGCGUGUAUUACUCUCACACGGCGCCACAGUGGAUGCCGUUAAUAGUGACGGUUAUACACCAUUACAUGUGGGCGUGGCCUAUGCGGAAGUGGCGCACAUGCUGCUGAAACAUGGCGCCAAUCCGAAUUUAAAGACGCUGAACACCGGUGAAACAGCGCUGCAUUUGGCUAUAAGGAAUCAUUCCGUGGCAGUGGCCAAUGUUAUUUUGCAAACAAAUAUGAAUAUCAACGAAACGGAUGACAUCGAUCAGACGCCGCUGAUGUGCGCUAUAGUGGCUAACUUGGACGGUCUUGCGGCGACACUGAUCGAACGUAGCGCACGCAUCAACCUGCAGGACAAGGAGGGACACAAUGCACUCUACUACGCUGUGGUGCAGAAUAAUGUGCCGCUCACAGUGCGCUUGUUGAAACGUGGCGCACGGCGCAUCACUUCCCAUUACCUGCUGCACCAUUGCGUACGCUACAGCAUGCGCGAGAUGGCUGAGACCCUAAUCAGCCACGGCGAUAGCUUGAAUGUGCGCAACAAGGAUGGUCUCACACCCAUUCUGAUCGCGAUACUCAGCCAAAAGAUCGACAUGCUGGAAUUCUUGCUGCGCGUGGCCACGGCGCAACAAUCACAGGGCAACACGAUAGUUGACACGGUCGAAAACGAGUUGCUCAUCGCCGUGCAAUAUAUAGAUACCGUACAGGACUUCAUACCCAUUGCGCGCAUAUUGUUCGCACAUAGUGAGGGGCGUUGGAUGUGUGCUUCGUUUACUUCAAUAUCGUGGUCGUGUUACAUUCCCUAUUGUCAGACGCCACUGGCGCGCGCUGUUAUGCUCAACAAAUUCGAUAUCGCCGAGUUUUUGGUCAAAGAAGGCGUAGACAUAACACAGGUGUGUGGCGAUCAUGGGAUCAAUCAUUUGCGCGGUACAAAUGCGUCUGGUGCUUUGGAGUUCGCCAAGUUGCUGGUGCAUACUGGUUACAAAUUUCCGAUACUGCGUACCGAAUUAGCCAAUAAAUGGACCGACGAGCGUCGUCACUUCGAAGUGGAAAUGUUUCGGUUGUGCAGCACACCCUUGUCACUGCAGUCGCUAUGUCGGAUUGUGAUAAGGAAUCAACUUUUAGGUCUGCUCAGUGGUUCGGCCGUGAUGAGACAACGAUACUCAACAACGAAGCGUGAAUCGAGUUUGUGUCGUAUGAUAAGACUUUUGGGUGUACCAAAGAUACUUCAGGCGUAUUUAUACGAGUUCGACGACUGCGCGUCUGUGAUGAAAAAUACCUGUAAUGUGGAUGGCGGUGGUUAGCAUGAAAAGUAAGGCUGUUAUAUAGGUAUAAGUGGAUAGUUCAUAAAGUUUAUUUAGAAUUAAGAUAGGAUUUCACACAAUAAUACUGGGUUGAUGAACGAGUAAAUUAUUUUGCUCAGCGUAUGUGUAGUACCCAUCUUUAACAUUACUGAGAGCCAUUAGCUAUGAGUAAAAUGAUUGGAUUAAAGGUACACUUAACCUAAAAAUAAUGUAGAAUGAGUUAAAUGAUCGCUUUUCACUGUUGAUUACGAAAUAUUAGUGUAUUCAUAUAUUGAUAUUCUAAGUUUCAAAUCUUACUUCCAGUCAUCAGUUGGUAUUUUUCGAUCGGCUUAGAAUAGGCAUUAUUAAAGUAUGGCGGUUUGAACAGCUUAUUAGCGUUAAGGGGUUAGGUUAUAGUCAGACACAUCAAAAAUUAUCAAUUUCAAAUAUUUUUAUUGCCAGUAAAUUAUUUAAUUAUUUUAAAAGUAAUGGCUAUUUGUGAGGCUACAGUUCCAACAGAAGCUUAUUGAAGUUUCCAUUGCUACUCCUUGAUUAUUCAUCUAAAAUCAAACGCACAAAAAAAAAAAUUUUUUUUUAUGGAAAAUUUCGU
This is a messenger RNA of Bactrocera latifrons, 2575 nucleotides long. RefSeq names its product ankyrin-1. The record is from RefSeq and is a predicted model, not a curated record. The coding region runs from base 151 to 1986 and encodes 611 amino acids. The transcript is spliced from 4 exons. NCBI's taxonomy places the organism in Eukaryota, Metazoa, Arthropoda, Insecta, Diptera, Tephritidae. Gene Ontology annotation, molecular function: protein binding.